Molecule: messenger RNA, 2086 nt
Organism: Centropristis striata (black sea bass)
Lineage: Eukaryota; Metazoa; Chordata; Actinopteri; Perciformes; Serranidae
Product: 5,6-dihydroxyindole-2-carboxylic acid oxidase-like
Exons: 8
Coding region: 1-1584 (527 amino acids)
Biological process (GO): melanocyte differentiation; melanosome organization
Cellular component (GO): melanosome
Molecular function (GO): oxidoreductase activity
Source: RefSeq, a predicted model, not a curated record
AUGUUGCACAGGCAGUUCAUAGAAAAGGGCUGUUUUUUGUUGCUUGUGGGCGCGGUGGUCGUGAGCGCUCAGUUCCCCAGAGAGUGUGUGACACCCGAAGGACUCAGGAGCGGACAGUGUUGCCCGUCGCCUUUUGGACUCAACAACGACCCGUGUGGCUCCAACGAGGGGCGCGGGCAGUGCGUGUCCAUCACGGUGGACGCGCGCCCGCACGGUCCUCAGUACCCGCACGACGGACGGGAUGACAGGGAACGAUGGCCCAUCCGUUAUUUCAACCGUACUUGUCAAUGUAACGGAAACUUCAGCGGUUAUAACUGCGGACGCUGCAGGCACGGGUGGACUGGGCCCAACUGUGACCAGCGGGUUAAUGUUGUAAGGAGAAACGUGAUGCAGCUCAGCUCGGAGGAGAAGCGUGCGUUCGUGGACGCGCUGGAUCAGGCCAAGCGCACGGUGCACCCUGACCUGGUGAUCGCCACGCGGCGCUAUCCGGAGAUCUUCGGGCCCGACGGGAACACCGUGCAGUUCGAGAACAUCACCAUCUACAAUUACUUCGUGUGGACCCACUACUACUCGGUCAGCAAGACGUUCCUGGGUGCGGGACAGGCCAGUUUCGGGGGAGUGGACUUCUCACAUGAGGGGCCAGGUUUUGUUACUUGGCACAGGUUCCAUCUGUUGCAGCUGGAGCGAGACAUGCAGGACAUGCUGCAGGACCCCUCCUUCGCUCUGCCCUACUGGAACUUUGCCAUCGGCGGGAGCACAUGUGACAUCUGCACAGACGACCUGAUGGGAGCCAGGAGCAGCUUUGACAUGAAUUCCCUAAGCACCAACUCUAUCUUCUCCCAGUGGAGGGUCAUAUGUGAGAGUGUAGAAGACUACGACACACUGGGAACCAUCUGCAACAGCACUGAGACAUCUCCCAUCAGAAGGAACCCAGCAGGAAACGUCAACCGGCCGAUGGUCCAGCGUCUCCCAGAGCCCCAGGAUGUGGCAGACUGUCUGCAGGUCAACGCUUUUGACACACCGCCCUAUUACUCCACCUCCUCUGAAAGCUUCAGAAACACAAUUGAAGGCUACAGCGCCCCCCAGGGGAACUAUGACCCUGUGGUGAGGAGCCUCCACAACCUGGCUCAUCUGUUCCUGAACGGGACAGGAGGACAGACUCACCUCUCACCCAAUGACCCCAUCUUUGUCCUGCUCCACACCUACACCGAUGCUAUAUUUGAUGAAUGGUUGAGGAGACACAGUCCAGAUUCAACUCUGUAUCCUGAAGAAAAUGCCCCCAUUGGUCACAACAGGGGCUACAACAUGGUGCCUUUCUGGCCUCCGGUGACGAACGCUGAGAUGUUUCUGACUGCUCCUGAAAAUCUUGGUUACUCUUAUGAAGCUGAAUGGCCAGGUCAACCUUUCACUAUGACUGAAAUCAUCACCAUGGGAAUUGUUGCUGCACUCAUACUCGUCGCUGUGGUUUUCGCCGCCACCACUUGUGCUGUGCGUGCCAGGUCUUACAAGAUGGAAGGCCACCAGCCUCUGCUUGGGGAUCAGUACCAGCGCUACGACGACGACAAAAGCCAAUCUGUAGUUUAAGAUUGGUGUUUGAACACGAGCCUCUCUCUUCGCUUUAUUUUUUACAGUGACACAGCUAAGCAGCUUAUUAAAGCCUUUAUCUGUUCUAACUGGAGAGUGUAGAUUCUUGAAUGAUACAGCGUGAUAGAAAGUGAUGUUCUGGAAGCAUUUUUUCCACUAUAACAAAGCUGGUGUAGUUGAUUUAUACAUAGUACAGACUCAUUGAUUUUUAUUUUUUUUUGGCUUGGGAAGGUGAAGAUAUAUCAAGUACUUUUUAAGGUUAUAGUUUUGCAAACAUUGCAAUGAUCUAAUCUUUAAAAUUUUCAAAUUUCAUGGAAAUAAAGAGAACAUGGACAACUGAAGUGUUGGUGUGAUAGUGAUGCCACCAGGUGGUGCUGAAUUCUGAUCUGAAUUCUGAUCAGAGCUUUCAAAAUGACAUGUCAGUAUCAGCAAUGAAGCCUCCUGUAGUUUAAUGUUCCAUGAGCUGUUCAGGUGAACACCUUCACACAUAAUCUAGCACCUA